CGCAGUUCAGCUGCAGAAGAAUGAAGAUUCAGGCGUUUGGUGUUUUUCUUGUCAUAGUAUUUUUCAUUAAGGGUAGUUUCUCAAAAUGUGGAUAUGAGAGCUGUAAUCCUGUUAAAGAUGGAAUGAUCAAUGUCCACCUGGUCCCCCAUACUCAUGAUGAUGUGGGUUGGCUAAAAACAGUGGACCAAUACUAUUAUGGAGACAAGAACAAUAUACAGAAUGCCGGAGUGCAGUAUAUCUUGGACUCAGUUAUUCAGGAACUUAUGGCAGAUAAAAACAAAAGAUUUAUUUAUGUGGAGGUUGCUUUCUUUGCACGAUGGUGGAGACAGCAACAUGACAGGAUGAGGCAUUUGGUCAAAGGACUUGUUAAUGAUGGGCGCCUCGAGUUUAUCCUAGGUGGCUGGUGUAUGGAUGAUGAAGCCACAACACAUUAUAAUGCAAUCAUUGAUGAACAUUCUCUUGGAUUGGAAUUUCUCCGACAGAACUUUGGAGAUUGUGGCAGACCUCGUGUAGCUUGGCAGAUUGAUCCAUUUGGCCACUCCAGGGAGCAAGCUUCCCUUUUUGCUCACAUGGGAUAUGAUGGCUUGUUCUUUGGACGUUUGGAUUAUCAAGACAAGUUUAAUCGAGCUCUAACAAAAUCCAUGGAGAUGGUUUGGCAGGGCAGUCCUGACAAUUUAGGUUCCAGUAGUGACUUGUUUACAGGGGUGCUCUACCAUGGCUACAAUCCACCUCCAGGAUUUUGUUGGGACUCGUCAUGUCAUGAUGACCCUAUUAUGGAUGACAAAAAUAUGGAGGGCUAUAAUGCAGAUCAGAAGACAAAAGAUUUCCUCAACUACACACAGAACCAGGCCACUGCUUAUGCUACCAAUCACUUAAUAAUGACUAUGGGGAGUGAUUUCAACUACCAGAAUGCACACAUGUGGUUCAAGAACAUGGAUAAACUGAUAAAGCUUGUAAAUGCUCAGCAAGAACAUGGUAGCAAAGUAAAUCUCCUCUACUCUACACCCAGCUGUUAUCUGUACCAGCUGAAUCGAGCCAAUCAAACCUGGCCCACCAAGAAAGAUGAUUUCUUCCCGUAUGCUCACCUCCCCCACUCCUACUGGACAGGGUUCUACAGCAGUCGCCCCAACCUCAAGGGCUACGUUAGGCAGACAAACAACUUCCUACAGGUGUGUAAACAGCUGGAUGCCUUGGCUGUGUUAGAAGAUUCUGACAAUAGCACACUGAACAUUAAAGUCCUAAAGGAAGCAAUGGGUGUAGCACAGCAUCAUGAUGCAGUAUCGGGAACAGAAAAACAGGCUGUGGCUUAUGACUAUGCAAUGAGGCUAGCAAGGGGAAAUUAUGAAUGUCAGAAAGUGGUCAAUGAUGCAUACAAGAAAUUAUUUCCAAAACAGAAAGAAGCCCCACCAGACCAGAUGUUCUGUAAUCUUUUGAAUAUCAGCAUGUGUCGUGCAACAGAAAAUUACAAACAGUUUACCAUGACAGUGUACAACCCCUUGGGUAGGUCAUUGAAUCAUUGGAUAAGACUUCCUGUCAUAGGUAGAUCUUAUGUCAUAACAGAUCCCAAUGGCAAGAGUAUCCCAUCUCAGGUUUUACCCGUCAGCAAUGAGACUAAGAGAAUACCAGAGAGGAAUGGAUCACUGGCAGAGAAUGAACUUGUCUUCAGGGUCUCAUUACCCCCCCUUGGCUUCAGCACCUUCUUUGUCAAAAUGAGUCAGGGAGCAAGCAAGUCACAGAAGUCUUUUGUUCACCAGUUUGAUAAUUCAGAUGUCGUCAUAAAAAAUCAGCAUUUAUCCCUGAUGUUUGAUGGAAAAUCUGGCCAGUUGAAGUCAAUGAAGAACUUGAAUUCUGGGGCCUCCAUUCCUUUACAGCAGACAUUCCUGUACUAUAUAGGGCACCCUGGCAAUACCAGUGUAUUAAAGUACCAAGCUUCCGGAGCUUACGUAUUCAGACCUCUUACUACAACUACGUAUAACUUUCAGCCUCAGUUAAAGAAGAAAACCUAUUACAUUCAGGGUCAGUUGGUCCAGGAAAUCAGGCAACAGUUCUCACCUUGGGUGUCCCAAGUGGUCAGACUGUAUGACCAGGCAAACUAUGCAGAGUUGGAGUGGACAGUUGGCCCAAUACCUAUCAGUGAUGGCAUGGGAAAAGAAAUCAUUACAAAGUAUAGCACAGGGCUACAAACCAAAGGUGUCUUCUACACUGAUGCCAACGGGAGAGAAAUACUCAAAAGAACGCGAAAUCACAGAGAUACUUGGAAGUUCAAGACAUCUGAACCAAUUUCUGCAAAUUAUUAUCCCAUCAACAGCAGAGUUUAUAUCAAAGAUGACAACACUCAGUUUACUGUGAUGACAGACAGAAGUCAAGGAGGAAGCAGUCUACAGGAUGGAAAUGUGGAAGUCAUGUUACAUCGCCGUCUGUUGUAUGAUGACAAUUUAGGAGUUGGAGAAGCUUUGAAUGAGACAGGGGCUGAUGGGAAGGGUCUCAUUGCCAGAGGGAAGCAUUUCUUAUUUCUGGACACAGUGCAGAAUUCUGGGGCCCUCCACAGGGAUAUGGGACUACGACUGUACAUGGCUCCCUCUCUAUCAUUCACUGCCUCUCAGAUGAAACAACAGGACUGGAGCCAGAAGUUCCUUACUACUUGGUCAGGACUGAAGACUCCACUGCCAGCCAAUGUCCAUAUGUUGACCUUGGAGCAGUGGGGUGGCCCUACAAUCAAACCCAGCCCUACUCAACCCUUCCUCAUCAGAUUUGAACAUAUUUAUGAGAAGGGAGAAAACUCUGAAUUGUCUAAACCUGUGAAACUUAUGGUGAAGGAUAUGUUUGUACCAUUCAGUAUAAAAACCAUUGAAGAAUUAACAAUGGGGGCCAAUUUACCCCUUAGUGAUCUCAACAGACUACAGUGGAAAACAAAAGACUACACUACAGGUACCAAGUUAAUGCAACACAAGAUCAAAGCAGCUGAUAAUUUUACAGUGAUUCUUAACCCAAUGGAAAUACGGACAUUCCAAGUAACACUCUCCUAAUUAACUGUCAUCUGAGGUACCUGAUUUCUGACUCACAUUACCUGAAUGGUAAAACUUUUAAAAGUGAGAGUGUUUGAAUGUGAUUAUAGUGUUAGGAUACCUUGGGAUCUCCAGUAAUAUCAAUGCUUUGCAUUCAUAAAACUUUUUAAUAUGUGCUAUAACUUGUACAUGUAAAAUGCUCACCCCUUUUCAAUCUAAAACUUUCUUUUGGUGAUGUUCCAAAUGCUAAUGCAUGCAUGUACAUAUAUGUAUCUGUCUAGUCAUGAUGAUGAAAAUUUAUUGAUUGAUUUGCUAUGAGCCCAAGAUUCAAGCUAUUUUAACUUUGAUUGUCAAUUUAUUUACCCAACAAGGGCAUUAAGAGAAUUGAAGAAGGGUAUAUAUAUUACAUAAUAUUGAUGUGCCCAGAGUAGAAAGUUAUUAUUUAUAUUUCUGCAUGAAAUGCAUUUAGUAUUGAAGGGGGGAGGGGUUGGUAAAAGGCAUAAAUAUAUCCUCUGUUUUGCAAACAUUUUGAAAUAAUGAUGUUAAUGAACAUUUGUAAGAGGGAUGGGUGAUUAUUGAAAUGGUACGCAGUUAUCACAGAUUGUUUUAGGCUAUUAUUUCAGAUCUGAUGCUUUUUAUACGUAUUUUUCAUCUAUAUUGUUCUAAAGGUGCUUUUAUCAUAAUUAAAUACUUUCUGUUAUAAUUAAGGGAAAAGGAACUUAAUUCUUACUCCUUAAUGGUCAUGUAUACAUAGUUUUAAUUUGUUUUUGUCAUGAUGUAUAUUAUAUUGCAUACAUCGUUUAUAUAAGCAUAAUGCCAUUUAUCAUAGGUUCUAUCAUUACUCAAAUUCAGAUUGGAACAAUGUGCUGUGAUACUUUAAUAAAUUAAAAAAACAUUUAAAAUACAGUAAGAUAAUUCAUGUUUAUUUCCAGACUGUAAACUAUCUUUGUAACAUUCCAAAAUAAACAAAAAGAAAACCCUUGGA
Molecule: messenger RNA, 3990 nt
Organism: Saccostrea echinata
Lineage: Eukaryota; Metazoa; Mollusca; Bivalvia; Ostreida; Ostreidae
Product: lysosomal alpha-mannosidase-like
Exons: 26
Coding region: 21-3026 (1001 amino acids)
Biological process (GO): mannose metabolic process
Cellular component (GO): lysosome
Molecular function (GO): alpha-mannosidase activity; carbohydrate binding
Source: RefSeq, a predicted model, not a curated record